UGAAAUCGACACCGAGUUUUGUGAUAUCGACAACAGCGAGGAUGUUGAUAACACUGAAAUAGACACCGAAUACGCCUGUGUUGACAAGAUGGCGGUCUGCAAGCUGAUGUGUUUCGCCCUGCUUAUGGGGGCAGUCUGCUCUUCAACAGGACGGGCCAAUGAAAAUGCAGAGAAGAAAAGGGGGUUCCCCUAUCAGUUUGAAGCACCAAUGAACGAAAGAGCAUUUCGGGAGCACAUAAAGAGACUUGAAAACGCAUCGAGAUAUGGUGUAGACGGUGACCCAGACUUCAUAGUGGACGUGCAGGGGUUGUUGAUCAGCUAUCCGCUUUGCUUCCAUGUCGGCGGGCAACAGGGAGAGGUGCUCCGUCUCCUUCAACACCAAAACCUGUCGCUUUUCGUCAACGCCAAAAUAAUUGAACGAAACGAGACUCGCAAGACGUACCUGGGAUCAGUUGCCAUUAUUCGUCAUAAUGUGAGAAUAUUCGCCACAAGAAGAGCCGUCCAGAUCAACCGAUAUACCUUCAGCUGGUCAGGUAUGACCGCCUUCCGCUUGUACGGCCAUCGGGUCGUCGUUGGCCAGAAUCUCUUGGCCGUGACCUUCAGAAACAAAAACGUAACGCUUGUCAUCAGACGUCACGAGAUAUCAGUGGAUUAUGAGGACUCUUUCGUGGAGCCAUCCAAUAAUGUUGGAGAAUCGAUGUCAGAGAUUGUCCAGAGUCAUAUGACGCCAUCAAAUCACGACGUGACGUCCCGAAAUCACGAUGUGCAGUCACCAAAUCCGAACUUCGCCUAUCUCGGGUUCUACAUUGCAGAUUCUACAGGACUUACCGCGCCAUGCCAUGGCCUCUUGGGCCAGUUUGUCCAUAAAAGUGUGCUACUCACUUCCGUGCAAGUAAGGAACGGAAAGAGAAAGGGGAAAAUCGCAGUUGUCUCCCCUUUUUACAGCACGCACACUUUCAGCAUGGCUACAUUAACUGAACGCACGAAUCACGGCACAGGGAGAAAUGUGACCUGCUGGCGUCUCCGACGUGGCGGAGACAGCAUUGUUGACGGUAACUACAUCGACUACAUGGUCUCACAUCUUCGGGACACAGAGAUCAUAAGGUUUCACUGAACACCUGCACUCACUUUCAACUGUGUCGGGACAAGGUUACGGAAAGAGACGAGUGAUCACGAAACCGAUGUUGGCCUAAAGAGAACCACUGUUCUCAGAAUACAAAGAUUUUCACAGAAUCAUAUAUAAUGUGAGAACGUAAACAUAUUACCAUAUUGGUAUUGGUUACGAUAUAUGCUUUAUAAACUACGAAAAUAAUUGGAUUAGUUUAUUAAAAUAAUCUUGCAGCAGUGAAUACCAAACACUGGCUAAAGGACAUAUAGUGAAACCCCACUAAUACGGACAGUACCGUUCCCAGUGAAAUAUCCACUCUUGGAUGCAUAGUUUUGUUUGUUUGCUGUUUAAAGCCGCAGUCAGCAAUUCAAUACUCCACUUUUGGCCUGUAAUAAUCGAGACAAGCAGAUAAUCCAGUGAUUGACAUGAACAUCGAUCUCCACAAUUGAGAUACGAUGACAUGCACCAACAAAGUCAACGAGCCUGACCACCCGAUCCCGUUAGUCGCCUCUUACGUCAGUGAUACCCUGUGACGCCAUGAAAUAAUCAGUAACGGUGUAUGUAUGUAUUACGUUUGCGAUGUUGUAGGGAGCGCGAAAUCAUAAUUCACAUGUGUUUCUAAAACACGUUUGUCCCAAUAUUAUGACUAAUAAAUUGUGUCAUAUAGA
This is a messenger RNA of Haliotis rufescens (red abalone), 1776 nucleotides long. RefSeq names its product inter-alpha-trypsin inhibitor heavy chain H3-like. NCBI's taxonomy places the organism in Eukaryota, Metazoa, Mollusca, Gastropoda, Lepetellida, Haliotidae. Gene Ontology annotation, biological process: hyaluronan metabolic process. The transcript has 6 exons. The record is from RefSeq and is a predicted model, not a curated record. Gene Ontology annotation, molecular function: serine-type endopeptidase inhibitor activity. Bases 89 to 1114 code for a protein of 341 amino acids.